Molecule: messenger RNA, 1431 nt
Organism: Xenia sp. Carnegie-2017
Lineage: Eukaryota; Metazoa; Cnidaria; Anthozoa; Malacalcyonacea; Xeniidae
Product: 26S proteasome non-ATPase regulatory subunit 10-like
Exons: 2
Coding region: 422-1150 (242 amino acids)
Molecular function (GO): protein binding
Source: RefSeq, a predicted model, not a curated record
UUUUGACGUGUAAAAAUAUUGUGUGUUGUUCUUAGUUUUCGGGGAUUAAUCGGCAUUAUUUCCAUGGUUAUGUCUUUCGUUUAAAGCAUCAGAUAUUAAGCUCUGAUAUUUUCAACUGACUGUGAAAGCCGCAAAGGAAGGAUGUAAUUGUGAAAGUAAAUUUCUAGCGUAAACAAUUACGAUUGAGUUGACUUACUACGCCACCAGCUGUGGUCGUUGUGAGUCCACGUCACUUUGAAAGAAACGCUUUAGAAGAAAUGAAGCAGUUAAUAUUGCAAAGAACAAGUUAUAUAUCUAUGAUGGGCAUUGAAGACAUAAGAAUUCGUGUUUUAUAACAAAGGCGUCAAUUUUUAACACUUGAAGUGUACAUUAACGGCAUAUCAGAAAAGCAAGACGCUACAUGUAACUCGAUUUAUAUAACAUGUCGACAAAAGAAAACAUUUACAAAAGAGUACGAUUUGAUCUUACUGAUCAGAGCCUUGAAUGUCAACUGAGAUUCGCGUCAAAAUACGGGUCACUUUACAAAAUUAAACAUCUUGUAAGGAUGCAACAAGCAGACAUAAACGCUCCCAAUUAUAGCAGUCAAACACCACUGAUUAUAGCUAUCAAAAAUAACAAACUUGAUAGCGUAAAGUUGUUGUGUAAACUGGGUGCCAACGUGAACUAUACCUCAGAUCAAGUUUAUGGCUAUUGUCCUUUACAUUAUGCAGCUGAACAAGAGGAUGGGAUGAUUAUCGAUAGUCUUGUUACAUUUGGCGCCAAAUUGAACUCUCGGACAUUUACUGGUUGUACGCCGCUUCAUUUGGCCGCCAUGAAAGGCAAAUAUGACGCCGUUAGAUGGCUUUGCUUAAAUGGCGCCGAUGUCAACUUGAAGGAGUUUUAUAAUGGCUACACGCCGCUGCAUUAUGCAAUGAUACGAGGUCAUUACGAUGUUGUUCCGAUUCUACUGGCAUUCAAAGCCAAUCUGACUGAUGGUUCACAAAACGCCACCCUCAAAGGCAUGUGUAGUAAAACUCUUUGGACAAGGCUACAAACCAGAAGAACGCAGCCGGAUGUUUUGGAGGAGCUCUGUCUUCAGGCCAUCCGUAAAAUUUUCCUCCCAAAAACGCACACAGAAAUGCAUCGCGUCUUCCAUUACCUACAUGUUUAAAGGAAAAACUCUUAUUUGCAAAGUAUGUAUGAAAUCUGCUUAUGUUUAAAGUUGAAUGUAAACAUACAUCAUAUGCCACGUGCGUCGUAGUUGUUGAUAAGCAAUGAUAUUAACUGUAUAGAUUAUGAAUUAUUUUGAAUGGCUAAUAAUGUAAAAGAAUUGUUUUGUAAUCUGUAAAGUAAAACCUAGCCACACACUAUUUAAUUUAAACUCAAUGUUCAUAAUCUAAUUGUAAAAAAUUAUUUUCAUCUGAAUAAACUACCAUUUACAUUUUACACUAA